UAGUAUUAAGUGUGGAUGAAUUAUAUAUACUCGUCUCUGAUUGUUGAGUUACGAAGAUUUGAAACAUAGAAAAUGAGUGUGGACCAUGUUGGUGCGUUACAAAUGCAGCCAGCCCCGGGCCUUUGAAAUGCGUUUCACACUGACCAAUGCAUGAAAACAAAAAAUAAACACAUGAAAAAGAGGACCGUUUAUUUGAAUGGUCUGUCCCCUUUAAUUAAUCUUAUGACUUGAGAGCUGUUUUUUUGUCCUCUUCCCCAUACUAGUAUUACUCUUAUCAAGAAAAGCAAGCACAAGUUGAAGCUCUCUCACCCUUUCCAUUCCCCAUUUCCGUCAUAUAUCAGGUUGAAGCUGUCAGUGUCAGACAUGAACAUGAACAUGAGGCAGCAGCAGGUAGCAUCAUCAGAUCAGAACUGCAGCAACCACAGUGCAGCAGGAGAGGAGAACGAAUGCACGGUGAGGGAGCAAGACAGGUUCAUGCCAAUCGCUAACGUGAUACGGAUCAUGCGCAAGAUUCUCCCUCCACACGCAAAAAUCUCCGAUGAUGCAAAGGAGACAAUCCAAGAGUGCGUGUCGGAGUACAUCAGCUUCAUCACCGGGGAGGCCAACGAGCGUUGCCAGAGGGAGCAGCGCAAGACCAUAACCGCAGAGGACGUGCUUUGGGCAAUGAGUAAGCUUGGAUUCGACGACUACAUCGAACCGUUAACCAUGUACCUUCACCGCUACCGUGAGCUGGAGGGUGACCGCACCUCUAUGAGGGGUGAACCGCUCGGGAAGAGGACUGUGGAAUAUGCCACGCUUGCUACUGCUUUUGUGCCGCCACCCUUUCAUCACCACAAUGGCUACUUUGGUGCUGCCAUGCCCAUGGGGACUUACGUUAGGGAAACGCCACCAAAUGCUGCGUCAUCUCAUCACCAUCAUGGAAUCUCCAAUGCUCAUGAACCAAAUGCUCGCUCCAUAUAAAAUUAAUGAAGAGUACUGUUCAGUAGGAGAACAAGACUUCUUGGACUUGAUUAGCUUAACUCUCAGUGAUUGGUGUUAGAGUACUGUUGUUGAGGAUGGUUAAUUUUAUAAUUAAGGGCUGGGAAUUGGGGAGUUAGUAUAUAUUCCUAAUCCUAAUUAUGUGCAUCUUUAAUUUAUGGAAUAACUUUGUUUUUUGUUUUAACUUCUGAUAAUUUGGAUUUUCUGAUGUUUAAUGUGGUUUUGUCUAUCCCUUA
Messenger RNA from Glycine soja, 1214 nucleotides. RefSeq names its product nuclear transcription factor Y subunit B-1-like. The record is from RefSeq and is a predicted model, not a curated record. Gene Ontology annotation, molecular function: DNA-binding transcription activator activity, RNA polymerase II-specific; protein heterodimerization activity; RNA polymerase II cis-regulatory region sequence-specific DNA binding. The coding region runs from base 364 to 960 and encodes 198 amino acids. The transcript has 2 exons. Lineage: Eukaryota; Viridiplantae; Streptophyta; Magnoliopsida; Fabales; Fabaceae. Gene Ontology annotation, biological process: regulation of transcription by RNA polymerase II. Gene Ontology annotation, cellular component: nucleus; CCAAT-binding factor complex.